Schistosoma curassoni is the source of this 621-nucleotide messenger RNA. The record is from the annotation of a GenBank genome assembly. Lineage: Eukaryota; Metazoa; Platyhelminthes; Trematoda; Strigeidida; Schistosomatidae.
AUGGUGCUUCUAUUGCAAACGACAAAGUUUCCGGUGUUGGUCUAUCGUGGUCUGCUCCUCUUUUUUCUGGGCAUAUGUUUUUGUUGGGUUUCCGAAGCACUACACAACAUAAAGGGGGAAUUUACGGCUUCUAAGAUUUCAUUUUACACAGAAAGUGCUGCGAAAUUUUGGAUAUCUUUCUGUUGUGGCGUUGCCUCAGUCACAGUAGGGCUUUUAUCUCCAUGUGUUGACUCUAAACUUGGUGCUUUCGAUGCUUAUAAUAAGGAGUGGUCAUCGGUUCUGCGGUGUGCUGCUCUGUUCUUCGGUUUUAGCCAUGCAACCGCUAGAAUAGAUUUCGCCACAUAUUCACAGCUAUCACUAACAGCAAUUGGACUAUCAAUUGCACUGUGGUGGGUAUUUGACAGAUCUCUUGUUGGAUUUGUCUUUGGAAUGGCAGUCGCAUUGCUUGCUACAUUUAUUUUUCAAUCAUUUGUUUGGAAGCAGCUCUACAGAUAUUCUCACCCCAUGAUGGCUGCUUGGUUGCCUUGUCUUUUCUUCUCGGGUGGUGUCGUUAUUGUCCUGGUUGGCCGACAAUUAGCGAAACCUGAUGUUAUGGAGCUGAUGCAAAGGAAAGUCAAAUAA